AAAUCAAGCAUCCGGUGCCAAAGACCAUCCUUAAACUGAGACCCCGGUUACUAUCUCCCAUCCAUAUCUCCUGUCAUUAUGUGUUCCACACUUGAUGAGACACGAACCAGCUCUAUUUGAAGAAGAAGACCACGUGAUGCUGAAAGCUCCAAAAAGCUACCGGACAAAUGGCCGCAAGCCAGGUGUGGAGGCUAAAACGCUAUGGGCGUUUCGUCCCUAGCUCCGCAGCGACAGGGGGGAAGCCUUGGAAGGUAUUUGAGGCAAAUGACAGUAAACCUGAAAUAUUCCUUACAAUUGUGGAAUCUGGAUAUUUGCUGGUAUUGCAAGGAGAGGAAAGUUUGGAUACAAUCCCGCUGCUCUGUGGCUCAGGCUCCCUCAAAGUACACCAGAAAUCUGAUAACCUGAUGUUUCGAUUUACUGUGCAGGGAGAGAGCCGCGUGAUAAGGUUGCAGUUUGACGGAAGUAGCAGGGCAGAUGCUGUAAAGGAGUGUUCCAGUGCUGUGGAAAAAUUGACGGAGUACAUGCCCGUCACCACUCAGGAUGAUGCCCCACCACUCCACAAUCAGCCUCCCGCUGAAGUCUCUGCACCAGUCAGACAGGAAACUUGGCAGGGAAAGGCUUUGGGAGUUGAGCCUGAGGUUGUCCAAGGAUCAAUGUCCAUCAAGCAUCUCGCACAGCACUUCCUGGGAGAGACCGCUGUGACCCUGCCUCCAGUAUAUCACCACGGUUCUUUGGCACAAGCUGACUUGGAGCCCAUCCUUCGUGUUUGUUUGCUGGAUCCGAGCUUUCAUGCAUUUGUGGAGAAGGUGGAGGGAGAGCUGAGGAAACUGCUUCAAGAGUGAAGAAUUUUAACAGCUAAAGGCAAAUGGGUCAAGUCCGUGCAAUGUGUUUUUUUUUCUAAUGCAGUUUGUGUAGGCAGGACCUAGGGGGGGUGGGUGGAGUGUUUCUUGUUGUGCUGCCGAUGUUGUUGAAAAUGCUGUUACAUAUUAGUUGUCUUGGCAUAUGGCCCAAAGAGCAUGUUUUCAGUUAUAUUGAAGUUAGGUGGUUAGAGGAAGAACUUGAAAAAAAAAAAUCUGGAUUCAUUUUUUAAACUUUUUAUUCAGAAAAAAAAAAUAUUGAUCGCCCUCUUAUGUUUGAUCGUGGCUAUAUACUCUGGUCCCUCUGUUCCCACCUUAAUGCAGGUCCAUUCCCACCGCAACACACACGGAUACAUUGUAUUGAAAGAGGAGUCAUGCAGCUACAGCAGUGAAUUUUGCUAUGCCAGCUUCCAAGUGAUCCCACAAUAUUAAAGCUUCACUGAGUAAAACAAACUGCCCUCCGUAUAUCUAUUUAAGAAUACAUAUUGCAUAGGAUUAUAGCCAUGCUAUACAGUUAAAGAGAAAAAAAUAAAAAAUAAAAAUCAAUUCAUGAAAUUGGGAAAUAUAAAAAAAAUAUUUUUUUACAGAUUUCCUAUCAUUUGAACACUCAUACUUCAACGUAUACAAGACACCUAAGUUACUCUGGAAAGAAAAUAAAAACAAUACACAUUAUCAUUUUAGUUUAGAUAGUUAAACACACAGUAGUCAUUUUCUGUAAUCAAUCUUAAUUAAA
Messenger RNA from Xiphias gladius (swordfish), 1590 nucleotides. It is a transcript of the gene rec114, whose product is annotated as REC114 meiotic recombination protein. Lineage: Eukaryota; Metazoa; Chordata; Actinopteri; Istiophoriformes; Xiphiidae. The transcript is spliced from 7 exons. The record is from RefSeq and is a predicted model, not a curated record. The coding region runs from base 168 to 842 and encodes 224 amino acids.